Molecule: messenger RNA, 1768 nt
Organism: Nasonia vitripennis (jewel wasp)
Lineage: Eukaryota; Metazoa; Arthropoda; Insecta; Hymenoptera; Pteromalidae
Exons: 2
Coding region: 192-629 (145 amino acids)
Source: RefSeq, a predicted model, not a curated record
GAAAAAACGGCCCAGGUCCGAUUACGGACAUGAAUUUGAAAGAAAAAAAGAAUAUUUCAAAUUUCUGGAGAAAAGUAAAGUGUCUGGCCGGACGAGUCGAAGAGGAAGAUGGUAUACGAAUUUAUAGUUAAGAGAAAAACAGAGGCGGCGAUUUGUAGAAUGAACGGCAUCGCCGAGAGCACCCUCCGCGGAUGGGUGCACUAUGUGGAGGAUUACCUGAAGCAGGCGGAAAAGAGCGGAAAGUACAUAGAAUUUACGCUCCAGGGUUUUGUGGACGACGAUGGAAAUAUCAUCGACAACAAAGUGCACACAAAAGCAUAAAAAAAAAUCCACCGUCGCGUCCCAGAGACGUCAGCGUAUCAACCUUAAGUGCCUCCACGCCUGAGCGGUUAUCUCGUGAUUACGCAGCAAGCAGGAAGCCCAGCACAUCCGAUGAGGCGACAGAUGAACCUCUGGAUUUAUCUGUAGCCAAAAGGGACUCGGAGACUCUUACCAGAAAGACGGCACAGGAACCGUUGGCCGACAUUGAAAGAUCGUUCCUCGGGAUUCAGAGAAGCGGGUCGCACAACGUCCCUGAUAAAGCCCUCGAAUUUUGGCAGACACUAAGCGCAUGGUGGCAGAAUUUAUAGAAUAGCGGCAGAAUGAGCAAACUUGAAGAAGAAGAGAAGAAUUGCGUGUGGUUCGUUGGCAAGGGUCCCCGAGGUUACCGCCGCCAUAGAAUGCAGUAAACGAGAAAAUAUUCCGCCCUCCUGUGAUAUAUUAGGAAAUCCUGCGAGAAGAAUCUGUAAAAAUUUUGUGUAAAUUUCGUUUGUAAGAAUUCUCGUAGGAACUUUUUUAGUUGAUAACGCAUUUUAAGCUAAUUUUUAUCUUGUAUUAACGAAAACCAAUCCCAGUUUUCACUUAUGAAAUAAAAAAGUAUACAUAAAUAAAAAGAAACAUUCAUUUUACUAAUAUUGAUCUGCCUAUACAACAUAAUAUCAAGGGACGCGAUAGCGCCGCGUUGACAAGAAAAAGUUCGAAGUACGGUUUGAGACAAGGCAACCCUGUAUACUUUAAAAUUGAGUUUCCUAACCUUAAAAAAAUCUCGAUUGCAUAUAAAUCGUUAGUAUUGCACGUAUGCGCAAUCUGUUGGUAUCAACUUGAAAUAUUGGGAGUAUAAAGUUAAUUCGCGGUCAGAAAAAUGGCGACAACAAAGUCGAUACAUACAUAUAUAUAUAUAUAUAUAUAUAUAUAUAUAUGGCGGCGAUAAAAUCGCAUCCACCAGAGGGCAUAUUGCAACUUUAAACUCCCAAUAGUAACCUACCCUUGCAUUUCUAAAAAGAUUCAUCCGAAAAUAUCAUGUUAUUAACUUAAUAUUGCAAGUUGAAAAUUUAGUCGUUAUGUUUCUUUUCGUUUAGAGUUUCUUCUCCCGAUAUUUUGCCUCCCCCCGGUCACGUAACUUCCGGUGAGUUAUGGAUUAUACGCCAGUGGUUACAGCAGUUAAUAUACUUUACAGACAUCCGUCUGCUGCAAGGUGACGCCCGAUUGUGCUUAUAUAUAAUGUAAAUAUAAUAAUGCCAUACGAUUAUAUGGGAAGGCAUUUCCGCGUUUCCCGCGAUAUUAGAAGCCAAGCUACGCUUUCCCGCUGCAGAUGGCGGCGGGCGAAGCGACGCUUUUCCUCUUCCGCACAGCCGAGGUGCAUCAGGGGAAACCCCAGAAUUCCGAGCCUUGGCGGAACAGCUCGAAACCCUCCGAACGAACGGCGGCGGCAGCGUCCUAACCAGCCCGA